GCUCGCUGCCGGGCAUGCGGCGGCCUGGCGCGGCGGCGGCGGGCGCGGCGCGGGCGGUCGCGCGCUCGGCGGCCAGCGCGGCGACGGCGGCGUGGCGCGGGCUCUGGGGGCUGCCCACGUGGACGCACCCGGGCGCGCCCGUGCUCGCCACAUACGCCAGCGCGCUGGGCCCCGUGCAGGCGCCCGCGGUCGUGCAUGCCGAGGCCGGCAGCGUCUCGACAGCCAACACGUUCACCACGGGCAACGCGCAGGCCGUCGGCGGGCCGACGCAGUACGAGUUUCCCGGCGCGUCCCUUGCGUGGUACGCCAUUGGCUGCUACCACCUGGUGUGCGCCAUGGAUGCGCAGGGCGUGGACGCCGAGCGCGCGCUGGCGGAGGCGCGCCGCUGGCUGGCCAAAGCCACGAUGGCUGCGCCGCGGAGCAUUGUUGCGUGGGUGGCCUUUGCUCAGACGUUUGCUGUGGCCGGCGAGUGGGAGGCUGCUGCGCGCGCACUGCACACUGCCGCGGGGCUGUGCGGCUGCGACGACGUGGCCAAUGCCGCCGGCCCCAGCGGCCGCCUGGCGCACGUGCCGCUGGCCAUCCUCGGCCGCGUCUACCUGCGCAUGGGCGACCUCGGCGUGGCCGAGUCCUGCCUGGACGCCAGCGCGCGGGGCCUCGGCGCCUACGGCAUUGCGCAGUGGGCGGCGGCGUGGGGCCCGGCGGUGGGCGAGCUGGAGAACGCGGAGCUUCUGCAGUGGUGUCGCCGCGGGGAUGGCGCAGCGCGGGAGGCCUCCUGCACCGACGGUCCGGCCGCUGCGCGGGAGGCCUCCUGCACCGACGGUCCGGCCGCUGCGCGGGAGGCCCCCUGCACCGACGGCCCGGCCGCCGCUCUUGUGCGCCAGGCUGCGCUGGCUGACCCGCAGCUGCUGGCCGACGUCGGCGUGCUGCACUAUGACCGCGGGGAUAUGCCCGGCGCGCGGCUGUUUUCCGCCCUGGCAUUGAGGUCCCUUGCAGCCAACUCCGCCAUGCAGCAUGCGCUGCACGUGGGGUUUGAGCCCCUGUCCCCCGCAGUGGUGCCAUCUAAGCGGCCCAGUGCUCGGGAGGAUCGCGUGCUGCUUGCGCUGUUUGAGGCGAAUCUCGGCAUGGCGCUGCGUCGCAUCGGCGAUUGCCCUGCGGCAUUGCUCUGCCUGAGAGCGUCCCGCGUGCACGCGCCCUCGAGCGAAACCGCCCUGGCCGUGGCGUUUACCCUGCACAUGCAAGCCAUUGCUGCUCCCGCCAAUGGUGCUGGGGGACUGGACGAGGCUAUUGAUAUUUACCAUGCGGUUUUGUCUGAACAUCCGGGGCACCCGAUUGCGACGGAUCUGCUGACUCUUGCGCUUGAAUUGUCGGCCAAUUUGCCGGAUGCUGGCCGGUUACCUGGUGGCUUGUUUGAGGCUUGCUUGGACGCGGGGCUGGAGAUCGAGCUGGAGGCUGGUGAUCCCAGUGGCUUUUUGCCGACACAUGGUGGCGGUUUGCUUGAUGUUAUACCAUCGGUGGUGGGCGGGGGUAUGUUUGAGACUAGCCCUGGUUCUUUGGCUUUUGCGUCGGCUGUCAGUGGCGAUGACAACGAGAAUGGGAAUGCACAUGCACAUGCACAUGCACAUGACGAUGACGACGAUGACGAUGAGGAUAGUGACCAGGUUAUGGAUAUACAGGAGGACAGCGAUAGUGACAGCGACAUGGCAAUGGACUAAAACAUAUCGCGGUAUACCAUUUGUAAAUAAUAGUUUCUGCGCCCCCCCCUCCCCCUAUUCACUUUAAUGCUUGGUGAACAACCCGGUCGAAGGUGUUAACUCUAAACAUUAAUGUAAUAUAUACUCUAUCAAAUGAACAGCUCUAUUUACGCUACAUAUUCCAUAAUUAAAACAAUUAUGUUUAAAAGGAAUUGAUGGUAACAUAGGUGCUUGUUAGGUGUAUGUGUAUAUGUUGGCUAUCCAUCGUAAUUUAACUAGAAGGAGCCACGUGUCAAAUAAAU
Molecule: messenger RNA, 1993 nt
Organism: Kickxella alabastrina
Lineage: Eukaryota; Fungi; Kickxellomycota; Kickxellomycetes; Kickxellales; Kickxellaceae
Exons: 1
Coding region: 15-1712 (565 amino acids)
Molecular function (GO): protein binding
Source: RefSeq, a predicted model, not a curated record